Messenger RNA from Adelges cooleyi (spruce gall adelgid), 1470 nucleotides. Its product is annotated as protein henna. The record is from RefSeq and is a predicted model, not a curated record. The transcript has 8 exons. Bases 69 to 1424 code for a protein of 451 amino acids. Gene Ontology annotation, biological process: L-tyrosine biosynthetic process; L-phenylalanine catabolic process. Lineage: Eukaryota; Metazoa; Arthropoda; Insecta; Hemiptera; Adelgidae. Gene Ontology annotation, molecular function: iron ion binding; phenylalanine 4-monooxygenase activity.
CUUUAAUAUUGUUUCGUUUUACCGUUUUACUCUUUAGUCUGUAUUACACGGUCUACUCUCAAGCCAAAAUGAACGGAAAUAACAUUUAUAUUGAAGACGACGGGAAACCUAUGCUUCACAGCGGGUCAUUCCCAGAGAAAAAUGCGGAGAAUAAAUCAAUCACGCUGAUAUUUUCACCUCAGAUCGAAGGUGUCGGGACAUUAGCAGAAGCCUUGAAGCUAUUCAAGGAGUUCAAUGUGAACUUGUUACACAUCGAGUCCCGGUCGUCGGUCAGGAUUCCGAAUCAUUAUGAAUUCUACGUGGAAUGUGCGUCAGGAGGUGAUAUCAACGGGGCAGUUGAGGUGCUGAAGAAGACCAUGGCCUAUGUCUCGGUGGUGUCCACUGAAGCCGAUGGCGGGAAAUCUGACCUAGAAUACAUCCCGUGGUUUCCGCAAAGGAUCAGGGACCUGGACAAGUACGCCAAUAAGAUCCUGUCGUACGGCUCAGAGUUGAAGUCCGACCACCCCGGGUUCACCGAUGAGGUGUACAGGACUAGGAGGAAGUAUUUUGCUGACAUAGCGUUCCAUUACAGGCACGACGACCCUCUGCCCCGCAUUGAGUACACACCAGCAGAAAUAAAGACGUGGGGAACCGUAUUUAAAGAACUUGUCAAGUUAUAUCCAACGCACGCGUGCAAGGAAUACAACCACGUGUUCCCAUUACUAAUCGAGAACUGCGGUUUUAGAGAAGAUAAUAUACCUCAGCUUCAAGAUAUUUCUAACUUUUUAAAAGACAGUACGGGUUUUACUCUGAGGCCUGUGGCGGGUUUGCUUUCGUCUAGGGACUUUUUGGCCGGGUUGGCUUUCAGGGUGUUUCAUUCCACACAGUACAUAAGACAUCACAGCCGACCCCUGUACACUCCCGAACCGGAUGUGUGUCACGAACUUUUGGGUCACGUGCCGUUAUUUGCUGAUCCAGAGUUUGCGCAGUUUUCUCAAGAAAUUGGAUUGGCAUCGCUUGGCGCACCCGACGACUACGUAAAAAAAUUAGCCACGUGUUAUUGGUUCACCGUCGAAUUCGGUUUGUGCCGUCAAAACGGUAAUAUUAAAGCUUAUGGGGCCGGACUGCUAUCGUCGUUCGGUGAACUCGAGUACUGUCUGUCGGAAAAGCCACAGCUGAAACCCUUCGACCCCGAGGUGACCGGCAACCAAGAGUAUCCGAUUACCCAGUACCAGCCUUUGUAUUUCGUGGCCGAGAGUUUCGAGGACGUCAAGUACAAGAUGAUACAAUUUUCCAAGACGAUACCCAGAAAAUUCGGAGUCCGUUACGAUCCAUACACGCAAAGUGUACAGAUUUUGGAUUCAAAACUGCAAAUCCAAGAUCUGGUGAAAAACAUCAACAGCGAACUUCAGAUACUGUGUUUCACGCUGAGCAAAAUUAUUUAAACUGCCAUUAUUUUAUUAUAUAAAUAUUUAUAUCAUAUCAGUAUAA